UUUCCUGCGUCCUGUUUUCUGGUUGCCUUUUUUCCCGGCGAGCGUAGGUAGACUCUCUAUCUUGGCUACGGACUGUUACUACUAACCAGACCCAUCCCCUUCUGUCGUCCGCCGCGUCCAACUUUGUUACCCAUGCCUAGCAUCUUCUCCAGCUUCCAGCACAGGCUGGCGCUCCACUCUCACGCGUUACACAAUCCUCCCCUCAUCCUGCACUCACGGCUACCCCUGUCGUCAACUAACAGCAAAGCCCCAAUACCAUCCCGCCAUGGUGCUCGACCACAACAAGAGCCGUCGACUUCACUUAUCGCCGCACUGGCAGAGAUUAACGCGCGACGGCUACGUUGGGCGAUGCGGCUAAAGGACGUCGAUUGGUAUGAUUGCCGGUCCCCGGCGGCUGGCGACGAGGGAGCGGAGAGCGGAGCUGUUUUGGGGCGGAUAGCGGGGAUGCAGUCGAGGCGGGGGCUGGCUUCGCAACCUGGCGGUGUAGAGACCAUUCCGAAGUCGGGUUUGGGACUUACAACAACAGCAUUGCAAAUCGGCCGGGACGUUUAUUUCGGGAUCGGGCCAGCCAUUCGUGCAAUAGAACGACGCACGCAGGGUCCAUCGCUGUUCCCUGGCCCAGGGUCGGGCACCACCAUUCCGAGCCAGGAAACCUAUGCGACACAAGAGCGGUAUGGGGAGGGGAUCACGGAGGCAUUACGGCGGUGGGCGGACAACUCCCUGUUUGCAGCCAUACAGCCCCUAUUCGGCUCUUCGCACACCAACUCCUCACACAAACACCAUGCAUUACACGCGCACCUCUCCACCAUCGACUCCCUCCUCACGCAACCGCUGCACCUCGCUGCCGCCGCACAUCCAACCCUUUUCGACCCGCCCUCCUUCUCUGGCGAAGAAGACGGCGCCCGACAUUGGCACGGCCUCCUCCCCUCAACCCCCUAUCCGCACAUCCUCGACCUCCACCUCGCAUCCUCGGUUCUCGCCGCCCGCUCACUCCCGAGUUUCCGCCCGCACUUCACGUCCCACCACGCGCCGACAUCCGCGUGGCUCGACCGCGUGCUGGCGUAUGUCGAGCAUCGGGAUGAGGUCGGGGUGGAGAUUUCGACGAAGGAUGUGUGGGAUGUGGUGAAAGUGCCGUAUACAACCGGUGAGGUUGGCGGUGGGGCUGGGAAUGUGAGUGCGGGUGAGAAGAUUGUGGAAGUGGAAUUGGCGACUGGCGAGACGUUCCGCGGCGCCGUGGUGAAUACCACCCCGCAGGACGUGACGCUGAGCUCGCGCGUGAAUGUUGAUGGAGAUGCGGUGGCCGUGUGUUCGGUUACUCUUGCGAGGGAGGAUGUGGUUGUGGUCCGUGGCGCUUCAGACCAGGGUGGCGUGGCCACGGAUGGUGUUGCAGCAGGGAAGGAUGCGAGUGCGACGAAGGGUGGGUUUAGGUACAUAGAUUAGAGGAUGCCUUACUCUUUGUGCGAAUAGCACUGUCGUUGGGGACGGCGUAUGACACUACCCCAUCUUUAACGUUGUGAAUGUAUAGGUUUCUGCAACUUCAUCAUUCUCCCUCCGAAACAUUGAAGGAUAAUUCUCAUGACGGAGCGAGACGGACGGAACAUCACCCCUCAUAUGCCUGACCGCUGAUAAAAUGGCGUAGAUGUUUCCCUCGAAUCGUAGCAGCGAAGCGCCUGAUAGAGUAGGCAAGGAUAGGACAUUCAGCACAUCCAUUCACACACAUUGAGUCGUAGGAAUUUUUUUCUUCAAGAAGGAUUAUUUGGAGGGGAGGGUACAUUUGUGCGUCCUUCGAGCGAGAACCAUUUAUACGUACGGAUAUUCCAACCAGCUCAAUGACACGAG
Fimicolochytrium jonesii is the source of this 1839-nucleotide messenger RNA. RefSeq lists its product as uncharacterized. The transcript has a single exon. The record is from RefSeq and is a predicted model, not a curated record. NCBI's taxonomy places the organism in Eukaryota, Fungi, Chytridiomycota, Chytridiomycetes, Spizellomycetales, Powellomycetaceae. The coding region runs from base 133 to 1440 and encodes 435 amino acids.